Amoebophrya sp. A25 is the source of this 266-nucleotide messenger RNA. NCBI's taxonomy places the organism in Eukaryota, Dinophyceae, Syndiniales, Amoebophryaceae. The record is from the annotation of a GenBank genome assembly.
CGCAGAAAGAGUCUCAAUGAUCGGGCUUUCUGCUCUAGAAGAGAACCAGCCAGGAGCAGCAUCUACUGCUUCUACUGCCUCACGUAAUAAUGCAGCUGGUUUUUCUGAAAGGGUACAGGUCGAAAAAGGUACUCGUCCAGUGGUCCAAGUAGAAAAAAAGAGCCAAACAGGAACCGUUACGACUUCUGGUGCUCCCUCAGGCAUGGCGACUAAAAAGCAACGUGCUCAGCUCUCCUCAGGUCUCCCCGAAACAACAGAAUCCGAGG